AGCUCGGCGAUAUAUCUCGUCGAAUUUAUUCUUCAAUUUCCUCACUUCCUCUUCCAACCACUUAUUCUCGUGCUUCAUCUCAUAAAACGGACUCUUCUUUGGACGAACUCUGCCAGAUAAGUAUUGCAAUCAUGGCGGAACACAACAUUGUUGUCUUUGCGGGCGACCACUGUGGCCCAGAGGUUAUUGCCGAGGCAAUUAAAGUAUGAGUCUAGUACUUGCGACCUGCAGUUGAGCACGUCUGACGCAGGAUUUAGGUUAUUAAGGCAGUUGAGGACAUCAGCCCGACUGCUGGCAAAUUCAAUUUGGAGCACCUGCUGCUCGGAGGGGUAAGUCGUCCCCCGACGACGGAUUACACGGGCACAAAGACACCCACGAGAGAAGUCUCUUGCUGAUCUCUGCGUUUCUCCCCAGUGCUCUAUCGACAAGACCGGCACCCCUCUUACAGACGAGGCCCUCGCCGCCGCCAAAGCCUCCGACGCUGUGCUUCUCGGCGCCAUUGGCGGCCCUGAAUGGGGCACUGGCGCCGUUCGCCCGGAGCAGGGCCUUCUAAAGCUACGCAGUGAGAUGUGCGCCUAUGGAAACCUCCGUCCCUGUUUCUUCGCGUCCGACGCCCUUGUCGAGACGUCCCCCCUAAAGGCGUCUGUCUGCCGUGGCGUCGACAUGAUGCUAGUCCGGGAAUUAACCUCAGGCUUGUAUUUCGGAGAGCGGAAAGAGUACGAUGGAGUCAAUGCGUUCGACACUACUGUUUAUACGAAACCAGAAAUCGAGCGUAUCGCGCGGCUGGGCGGCUACCUAGCCAGGACUAGGGGAGACUCGCGGGUCAUCUCGCUAGAUAAGGCAAAUGUGUUGGCGACAAGCAGACUAUGGCGUUCUGUGGUUGACGAGGUUUAUAAAAACGAGUUCCCUGAUCUGAAGGUUGAGCAUCAGCUCAUUGACAGCGCGGCCAUGAUCAUGGUCAAGAACCCGACGCAGCUAAAUGGCGUUAUGAUAGCGCCAAACUUGGCAGGGGAUAUUCUCAGCGACGAGGCGAGCGCUAUAACUGGCAGCAUAGGGCUCCUCCCGAGCGCGAGUCUCUGCGGGGUUCCGGAAGUAGGCUCUAAAGUGCUUUCUAUCUAUGAACCUAUUCAUGGUAGCGCACCGGACAUAUCAGGGAAAGGGAUUGUCAAUCCCAUUGGCACCAUCCUUUCCGUGGCUAUGAUGUUCCGGUACUCUCUGAAUCUUGCCCACGAGGCCAAACUCGUUGAGGACGCGGUUCGCGCUGCCAUCGACGGCGGGCUAAGAACCAAGGAUAUGGGCGGCAGCACAGGCACCGCUGAAGCAGGAGAUGCCAUCGUUGCUGAGCUGGUCAAGACUCUCAAGGCAUGAGAUAUCUCACGCCUUAAUGAGAAUAGACAAAGAGGUGGAAAGGAGGAAAUAGAGGUGGAGGGGUGGAAGUUAUAAAAAAAAGAUAGCUGCUGGGAAGCGUGAGUCAACAACAGGAGUGGUGGGACAAAACAGUGGUUGACAGGAAAAGGGUUCAGAAGAGACUAUUUGUUUACUGGCGAAGAAAUAAAAAGAGCGCAGUUAAUAAUAGUCAAGCUAGACGCAGCUUUGUCAUUACAAAAGAGAGACCCUAAACAUACAGAUAUGAGGUACCGUCAGGCUCGCUAUCAGUAACCUAUCUGCUACAAGUAGCGCCGGG
Fusarium odoratissimum NRRL 54006 is the source of this 1684-nucleotide messenger RNA. RefSeq names its product 3-isopropylmalate dehydrogenase. The coding region runs from base 568 to 1368 and encodes 266 amino acids. The transcript is spliced from 5 exons. Gene Ontology annotation, biological process: L-leucine biosynthetic process. Gene Ontology annotation, molecular function: 3-isopropylmalate dehydrogenase activity. The record is from RefSeq and is a predicted model, not a curated record. Gene Ontology annotation, cellular component: cytosol. Lineage: Eukaryota; Fungi; Ascomycota; Sordariomycetes; Hypocreales; Nectriaceae.